Molecule: messenger RNA, 729 nt
Organism: Adineta steineri
Lineage: Eukaryota; Metazoa; Rotifera; Eurotatoria; Adinetida; Adinetidae
Source: the annotation of a GenBank genome assembly
AUGACAGAAGAAAGAACAGUACCAUCAAUUUCAACUCCUCAUUUUCGUUUCUUCGAUCUUAUGCAUGAAACGGAUGAUAAGCUACCACUACUUAACGACUACCAACAGCCGAUACAACGCUCACUCAAAGAAGCAAUCGCUUACAUACAACAACAUAAAACAUUACACAUCGAUCAUCACAUACAAAACAAAGUUUCUUUGGCUAGAAAAAAAUGUUCGGAAGGAGAUGAUAUUAAUAAUCUUACUGUAGAUGAAAGUGCAGCGAUUCAACUCUAUACAAUGGAAUCAGAAACAGAACGAGAAAGUCUUUUUUACAUACUAAACUGUUUACUUCGUUUAACGGAUCGUAACGAAUUAGAACCAGUCUUACCCUAUUUCAAACUUCUAACUGGAGCCUUAGAAAAAUUACCAACAUUGAAUGGUGUCGUCUAUCGUGGUGUGAAUGGAAAUAUUUCAAGUAACUUUGUAAAAGGUAAAAAACUCACUUGGUGGGGUUUUAGUUCUUGUACACAGUCAUUGGAAGUGUUGCAAAAAGAGGAAUUUCUUGGAAAUAGUGGUCAAAGAACACUUUUCUACAUUGAAUGUAUUAAUGGAAAAUCAAUCGAAAAUUAUUCAUAUUCUUCGUCGGAUGAGAAAGAAGUUCUUCUUCCACCUGGUACUGAAUUUUUGAUCACCGGAAAAAAACGAGCAAAUCGUGGUUUAGCUAUUGUUCAUCUGAAAGAGAUUUGA